AUGGAUGAUGCUUUGAAUGCUUUGUCUUCGCUGAGGUCGAAGAAGAGAGUCACCACCUACAAAAAAGUUGCCAUUCAUAUACCAGAUGAUAACGACAACACUGACGGAAAUUUAUACACAAAUGACAUAGUUGCCCCACCAGCUUUGACCGGAAACGGAUUCCUGUUUGCCAAUGCCACACUAAAUCGUGUGAAGAACAGAUUAGAGGGUGGAAAAGCACCUGAACAGGAACACGACAAUAAAGACGAUGAGGAUGAGGACGUUUCGUCGAGCCAAUUGAUUGCUAAUCUUUAUGAAGGGGGUGAGGAUUUAGAGGAAACUAAAAGUAAUGAAAACGAUUGCACUGGGAAGAAUUGUAUGCCCACGUUUACACAAACACAAAGAAUACCCGUCAGUAUUCAACAAGACAAAGUAGUCGAUGUACCUAUCCACUCCGUUAAUGAGGAAAAACCCACUCAAAUAAUUAAAGACGAUUGUUUCGUUAAUAAAAUUCCACAGGCACAAAAAUUGUCUACCACAACGAUAAAGCCAGUCGCCACACAACGUAUAGAUAGCGAUGAUAUAAUCACACAAUCGCAGCAGGCGUUGCCUAUAAAACCAAUUGAAUCGCCAUCGCAAGGAAAAACUGCUACAAGUAACGAUCUGGAUGUACAGUCAUCAAAGCCCCCAGUAUUAACCAUUGGAAAAAGUCCUUUAUUUCAGCCACUUUUAACAAGGGGCCCUGUCAACCAAAUGGACACACCACUAGAAAGCUCACCUAAUAAUGAUGAAACUCAAUUGGAUGUUAUGCCACAGAAUACGCAAUCUGAUAAUAAAACUCAGAUCGAUACUAUACCGCAGACUACACACUAUGAAGAUAAAACCCAAAUGGACACUAUGUCACAGACACUUCAAGAUGGUGUGCCGCAUACUUUAAAGAUCCGGGAAAUACAAAACGAAUUGGCUUUAGAGGAUUCUAGGAGGGAAAGAGCCAGCAAUGUUGAAUACACGAAACCACAGAAGACAAUAGCAACAAAACUAAAAUUUUCUAAAGAGUCCUUUCUUGCUGAUUUUGACGACUCGUCAUCAAAUGAGGAUGCUGAGAUAAAAGUGGAGAGUGCACAUCCAAAACCGCUAGGAAACGAGGAAGAAUUACACGAAGACAAAAAUAUUGAACCAAGUAUAAAUGAAGUAACAAAAAAAACUGAUAAAAGGGUUCCACUAUUAAGCUCUUAUGCCAAUAAUUUGAAACGGGAAAUUGAUUCAUCGAAAUGCAUAACUUUGGACCUCGAUAGUGGAAGUGACGAUGAUGACAAUAUUGUCGUGGAUGACAGGAAGUUGAUCAAAGAUGAAGGUGCUUUGCCAAUCUCCCAGUUAUCAAAGGCCACUAUAUUAAAUUUGAAAGCGAGACUCUCUAAGCAGAAUCAAGAUAUAUCUCAAAGGCCACUUGAAGGUAGAGACGCUAGGUUGGACCACAAUAAACUGUUCAAUACAUUAAGAAAGGCUAGCAGAAAACAAAUUCUAGAUCAUCAAAGAGAAGUGAUUGAAACGAAAGGUUUUAAGUUGGAAGACAUGGUCAAGGAAAAGGAACUCGUGGAGAACUUACUAGAACAAGAAAUCAUCAGAAACAAAAAAAUCAGGCAAAAGGAAAAGAGGAGGGAAAAACUGGAGAACAGUGAGUUUAAACUGAGCCCCCACGAUUCUGGAUCUGACUCAGGGUCAGAAUCCUCUAAAUUUGCAUUGAGUGGCAAUGAAGUGACUGAUUAUGAAUUAUCUGGCAGUGAAGAUGAAAUUCGUGAAGAGCCAGACAACGAAGAGGAAGAGGAAGAGGAUGAUAUUGUUCCGAAGAAGAAGAAGGCGCACCACGUAAAACGCAUGAUUGACGAAUCAGACUCUGAAAAUGAGGCUGUACCAAAAGAAAAAGUCGAUGCUAGUGUACCAAAAAGGAUUGCCAUCAAUCUAGGUCACUACGGAGACAAUAUUGAAGAGGAAGUUAACAAGUUUCAAGAAACUAAUGAUAUGAAUACCCAACAGACUGACAAAAUAACCAUGGAAAGAAAUAUAGUGGAAAAUAAAGCCAUACUUGAAGAUACAGCUGUAGUAGACGAGGAUAAUAUUAAUGAAGAAGCUGAUGAAGCAAUUCGACGUGAACUAAUUGAUAAAGAAAAAUUACAACUAAGACAAAAAGAGCUAGAGAAAGCUAUUAAGUUAAAAGAGUUGAAACACAAAGGUGUUACAAACUUUUUUGAAAUGGAAGCCGAGGAAUCUGACGAUGAAUGGCAUGGCAUCGGCGGUGCGGAUGGGGAAGGAUCUGAUGAGUAUGAUUCUGACGUAGAAAAAAUGAUUGACGAUUACUCUAAGAAUAACUUCAAUUCACACGAAAUUAGAGAAAUGUUAGCAGCAGAAAACAAGGAAAUGGACGUCAAAAUGAUAAACAAAAUUUUGUAUGAUAUUAAAAAUGGCGGAUUCCGUAAUAAAAGGGCGAAAAAUAGCUUAGAGCUAGAGCUAAGUGAUGAUGAAGACGACGUACUACAACAAUAUCGUUUGAAAAGAAGAGAAUUGAUGAGAAAAAGAAGGUUGGAAAUUGGCGACGGUACUAAGCUUGUUAAAAACCCGAAAUCGAAGGCUUUUUUUGAAAGUAUGGUAGAAGAUAUAAUGGAAUAUAAGAAUCCCUUUAGGGCUGAAGAGGAAUCUAACCAGGACAUUACAAGUACGGCUACUGAUUUGGAUACUCUGGAUAAUAAUAGCUUAAAUGUACGUGAUAGCACAAGAAAUAAUGAAAAGGGACCAGUAGAUGACAAGAGCAAGAAAAUUAUCAUAUCUGAGGACUUUGUACAGAAAAGCUUAUCCUUUUUGAAAAGUAAUAAUUAUAAUGAGUUUGAAAUGGAUAAAGAAUUAGCAAAGAUGCAGCAUGGAAAUGAUGACGAACCAAUUGAGGAUCUAUUUACCCUAAAACAACAUAGCUCCAUAAAAUCAUUCACUAAUUCACAAACUGAUUCGUUUACUUCGAGAACAGUGACUACAAUGAUUGACUUAGAGAAGCGUACGGAGGAUGAAGAUGAGAUGGAAAAUGGAGACUCAUCAUUAGUCAGUGGAUUCAAACAUCCAUCAAUAGUCAAAUCGUUUGCAUCCCGAACAGAUAUCAAUGAUAAGUUUAAAGAAGGUAACAAGACAGUCAAGAUUUCAAAGUCCUACAAGAUGGUAGGAAGUUCGAAGGCCUCUAUCACUUAUAUGGGUAAAACAAGGAAACUAAUGGCGCCAAAAAGAAAAGCUGGGACAGACCAGAAUCACCAUCGUCAUAAAAAAACGAAAACGAAAACGAGUAAACUUUUUGAAAGUGGGCAAAAUAGUUUUGAUAGUUAG
Molecule: messenger RNA, 3342 nt
Organism: Saccharomyces mikatae IFO 1815
Lineage: Eukaryota; Fungi; Ascomycota; Saccharomycetes; Saccharomycetales; Saccharomycetaceae
Gene: MRC1
Product: chromatin-modulating protein MRC1
Exons: 1
Coding region: 1-3342 (1113 amino acids)
Biological process (GO): mitotic G2 DNA damage checkpoint signaling; activation of protein kinase activity; mitotic DNA replication checkpoint signaling
Molecular function (GO): anaphase-promoting complex binding
Source: RefSeq, a predicted model, not a curated record